Messenger RNA from Penicillium nucicola, 1584 nucleotides. Its product is annotated as transferase family protein. The transcript has a single exon. Lineage: Eukaryota; Fungi; Ascomycota; Eurotiomycetes; Eurotiales; Aspergillaceae. The record is from RefSeq and is a predicted model, not a curated record. The coding region runs from base 1 to 1584 and encodes 527 amino acids.
AUGACAGCCAUUGAAUCCCAAAGGCUUCACCCAAGACUGCAACAGUCGCCAACCUCGACACCCUUGUCAAUCCUCGAUGCAACCGUAGCGCGCUUUGCCCCGACAGGCGCAAUUUGGAUAUUCGACGAGAAACCCACAAACUUGCAUGAAGAAAUAUUCCUCAGCUCUCUCAGGGUUUCAUUCAUUGAAACUCUCUCCAAAUUCCCUCAAUGGGCAGGCCAGAUCCAGUGGGCACCAGUCAAAUCAAACGGAUGCCAUACAGAACGAUUCAAUCGGCCAAUCCUUGUAUACGGCACCGACACUGAUCCCGGCGUUGACUGGAAAGUAGUCAGACAUCCGUGUAGAAUACACGAGAUAGUCCCCACUGCUAAAGAUCGAGCGUCAAAAGUCACCGGGAAUCGACCAGGAGCAUGGAACGGCAAUGUCUUCAACCAAGGACUAUUCCUACCGUCCGCACCAUUGGCACUGCAUAACCUGAAAGAAUGCAUCGGUUUACCAGGAAUGCAAGUACAAAUUAGCCUUCUCCAAGAUGGGGGAUACGCGAUCGGAGUCAAGAUUGCACACUGUCUAGCCGAUGCACAGGCAUUGAUGGUCUUCGUACAUCUAUGGGCAGCCAACAACCAAAAACAAAUUGGCCUGAAUCCUCAAGGAUCAACAAUGGCCGAUCCAAUCUUCAAUCCCGCACUACUAGACAACUCCGCUGCAGGCGAUAUCGAUGCCCCAGAACCAGACUCUACUCUCACAAAAGUCGCCCGCGAACUACCCUUGCACCGCUACAGUUGGUGGGAUACAUCCGACAAAGCGUAUCCAACAGUCUGCAUACCAACGACAGAAAACUCAAAGCCACCAUCCGCAGACCUCGCCCUUGCAAUCCAGCAGAACAAAAUCACCCCUUCAACCCCAGCGCCCUGGUCAUCAUGGGACUUUGCCAAACCCAUCAGCUACACCCUGCUACACUUUACAGCCGCCCAACUCCGCACCAUCCAAGCCCAAGCCCAAGCUCUCAACACUCAAGAAUCUAGAAAAGACAUCUCCCGCCUAGACGCCCUCCUCGCCCACCUCUGGAAAAGCAUAACAAAAGCACGAAAAGACACAGCCCCCGAAUCACCAGACCCCAUAUACCUGAACCUAAGCCUGGGCGUACGCACACGCACACAACCACCUCUCCCGCAAACAUUCAUCGGCUCACCUCUAUUCCUAACACACGUGUCCAUGCCGGGCACACAGAACAGUCAGGCACCGCUGUCCGAGAUAGCAGCCCGGAUCCGUGAUACGAUGAAGAAGUUUACGCCCGAGGCUGUGGGGGCUAUAUUGCAUGAUGCCGCGCACGAGAUCUCGCCGCAGAGGCUUUGGCAGGGGUUUUUGGGGAGGGGGCAUGUACUUGCUACUUCUUGGUUGAGGCUGGGGUUGUAUGAUGUUUCUUUUGGUGGUGGUGGUGUGCCGAGAUAUGUGCAUGCUGUUAUGCCUAAGGUGGAUGGAUGUUUGCAGGUCAUGGAUGAUGCUGUUGAGGGUGGGGGCAUGGAUGUUGCGCUUUAUCUUGAUGAUGGGGAUAUGAGGACUUUGCUGGGUGAUUCGUUGCUGUGA